Molecule: messenger RNA, 3096 nt
Organism: Ahaetulla prasina
Lineage: Eukaryota; Metazoa; Chordata; Lepidosauria; Squamata; Colubridae
Product: dual specificity protein phosphatase 13-like
Exons: 3
Coding region: 17-688 (223 amino acids)
Biological process (GO): negative regulation of MAPK cascade; protein dephosphorylation
Cellular component (GO): cytoplasm
Molecular function (GO): protein tyrosine/serine/threonine phosphatase activity; MAP kinase phosphatase activity
Source: RefSeq, a predicted model, not a curated record
UGCCUCCCACUGUCAGAUGUCAAAAAGUAACUGGCACACAACACAGCAAGGUCCUGCAGUGAUAGGAGAUGAACAAACUGUGCAAAAUCACUUGAUAGCCAACUUACUUGCUUCUGAGGUCAACCGUCACCCUUUGCAAAUGGACACCAUCAGAUCCAACAUACCAUCCGUGAAAGAAUUGGAAAGUCGUAUAGACAACUGUAGGUUGGAGUCACAUGCACUAGACGAAGUAUGGCCCAAAAUUUAUAUAGGUAACAUGGUCACAGCACACAACAAGGAGGAGCUGAGUCGACAUGGCAUCACCUACAUACUGAACGCAGCGCACGGUGCUUGGGGAAGCAAAGGAAACCAGACCUUCUAUGGAUCAGAAAUCUCUUACUAUGGCAUACGAGCAGAAGACUCCAUAGAUUUUGAUCUAAGUGUCUAUUUUCAUCCGGCCUCAAAAUACAUCCACCAAGCACUCAGAGCCCCAAAAGGAAAAAUCUUGGUUCAUUGCAUUCUAGGCAGAAGCAGAUCCCCAACUUUGGUUCUAGCUUACUUGAUGAUUUAUCAGAACUUGUCUUUGGAUGAUGCUCUUGAAAUGCUCCUGCAGCGUCGGGCAAUUUCCCCAAACCGGGGGUUUCUAAAACAGCUUCAAGAUCUAGACCUGGAACUGCGUUGCAAGAAAACCCUGUGUCGACUUUUAUGAUGUGAAGGAAAAGGAUGAAAUGGGGGCUGUUGGAAGAAAUAUCCUUCUGGGAGAAAGACACUGGAAACUUGGUGGCUGAUUGGAAAGAUGGUUUUUAAUGGUGGACCGGCAAAAAGCACAUGGGAGAGGGAGCGAGAGAGGGAGAGAGAGAGAGAGAGAGAGAGGAGAGAGAGAGAGACCCUCUUUUCCAGGGGUCUCCAGCCUUAGUCCCUUGAAGACUUGUGGGCUUCAACUCCCAGAGUUGAAGUCCACAAGUCUUCAAGGGACCAAGGUUGGAGACCCCUGCUCUGUUCAGCUUUGAAUUUGAGCUUGUAUUUUGAUUGGUUGUCAGACUCCCAUGGGGCCAUGCAGGGGUAACUUUUUAGGUUGUCUUUUGAAUCCCAGGUUUGGUUGACUCUUGCUGGGUGAUAAUGUAAUGAAAGGGCUUUGGGCAAUUCCUACUACGUGUGAAGGAGGUAGAUCUUUGUUAUGUAGAAUAGACUGGCCCAGGCCUUAAUGGCCCAUUGACAAAGGUGGGGGGCUGAGUUUCUACCUCCCUUUUAGAGGAAAUAUUCUGCCCUUUUAAUAUUUCCUAAAAUAUCUCAUUUUCCUAGGAGAGGGGUGGGUGUUAACUUCCUACAGGACUUUUGAUAAGAUUUUUUAAAAAAAGAUCCUUACAAUCUUAUCACCAUUUCAUAUCUUUUUUCACGAGCAGAAUUUACAAAGUUUCUAUUUCAAGAAAUCAAAAAGCCCAAGAAGACUCUGGGCAAUGCUUUUCUCUGAUCCACCUUUCUGAUCCACAGCUCCUCAGGUACCUCUGAAGAGCAUCCAGCCAGAGCAGGAGGAAGACCAACACCUUCUCAAUUGUUUUGCAAUUGCAAUUACAAGUAAGAGUCAAAAAAAAUAUAGAGUUUCUGUCACAAAGAAGAGGGGGUCAACCAGGGGCGAAAUGCUCCCGCUUCAGACCGGAUCAUGCGAUCCAGUAGCGAUGGGGGCAGGUAGUUCAGAGAACUGGUAGCAAAAAUCCCUCUCCCCCCCCACCGCCCACACCUCGCUGUUCCUCUUCUCUGUCUCUGAAGCUCUUGGUGGUGAUAUAGCUACAAACGGCCUUAAAUGACUGUCGUGGCGCUUCAAAGGGCCACACUACAGCUGAUCAGCACUGUAGACGGCUAGUAGACCGGUGCCUCUAUUUUUAAAGAAGAUAGAGCAGUGCGCUCCCGAAAAAAGGCAAUUAGUAGACCGGUGCCUCUAUUUUUAAAGAAGGUAGACCAGUGCGCUCUCAAAAAAAGGCAAUUAGUAGACUGGUGCCUCUAUUUUUAAAGAAGAUAGACCGGUGCGCUCAAAGUUUUGUAAACUUUAUUAUUUUUAUUAUUUAUUAUUAUUGGCCAUGACCAUUCACUCACCUGACCACCGAGCCACGCCCACCAAUUAAGCCAUGCCCACAGAACCGGUAGGGAAAAUUUUUAGAUUUCACCCUGGGGUCAACUUAUUCUCCAAAGCACCUGAGGGCAGGACAAGAAGCAAUAGGUGGAAGUUCAUCAGAGGGAGAUCCAGCUUGGAACUAAGGAGAAACUUCCCAAAGGUGACAAUAAUUAAUCAAUGGAACAGCUUGCCUACAGGAGUUGUGGGUGCACCAGGGAUGGCAUUCACUUACCUUAGCUACUGAUUCACAAAUAUGAGUGUACGCACAUGCGCAGAGCUUCAAAAACGGGUUGUGUUGGUGUCCGAGCGGGCUGCCAGAGCCUCCCACAGCUGCCGCUACCAGUUCGCCUGAACUGGAUAGAACCGGGUGAAUACCACCACUGGGGUGCACCAUCACUGGAGGUCUUCAAGGUUGGACAGUCAUUUAACAAAAAUAGGUAUUUUAUAGGUAUAAUACCAGAAAGCUAUGAUAAAGGGAUUAUAUAAAUGCUUCAUGUAUUGUCUUGACAUCUUCAUGUCAAGACAAAUUCCCUGUGUGUCCAAUCACACUUGGCCAAUAAAAUUCUAUUCUAUUCUAUUCUAUUCUAUUCUAUUCUAUUCUAUUCUAUUCUAUUCUAUUCUUUUCUUUUCUAUUGACCGCACUGAGAAUUGUAUUUGCACAAUAUUGGAAAAAUGAGAACUCCCCACCAGACAAAAACAUAAUUUGGAAAAUAUUGGACUGUGCAGAGAUGGAUAGAUUGACAUUAAAAAUAAAAGAUAAAGGAGAUAGAGAGUAUGAUUCAAUGUGGGAUAGGUUUUAUCAAUGGUUAGAUAUAAGAGGUAGAUGUUAGAAGAAAGAUUGUUAUGUAUAUGUAAAAGAUGAACGUUAUUUAUGACUUAUAAGCAUGCUAGUAUAAUUAAUAUGAUUAUAAAUAAGCUACUAUAACUGUGAUUAUUGUUAUAAUUACUAUGGAUAUUAUUAUUAUUGCUACUAGUAUAUCUGUUGUUUUUCAGUAAAAUGAAGUGCC